AGCUGCUCCUGGAGCAGGUAAAAUGAAGAUCAAUGAACAAACCAAACUGCUAAUUAUAAACCUUUCACACAACAGUUAUCAGAGAUUGAAAUUCGCUCAUCCCACCAUACCAAAACCGAAUAAACAAACACCAUUCUCUUCCCCAACAAAUAAAAAAACCUCCACCUCAGAAACUAGAAAUGAAGAAGGAAAGAUAAUCACCGAACUGCAGCAGAGACACCAAUCAUGGUGGUAACGACUAAAACAAUGGCGAUAUGAAUUAGAAGAUAGGAAAAAAAAUCCCUUACCUCUUCAUCUUCGGUCUUCAACUAUUUAAGCAUUAAAUCAUCUGCAACAAUGGCGACGACGAUACCAGUAACUCCGGCGGACGCGCACAAUCCUCUGGCCAAGUUUACUGGUCUUUGCAGCAACUCGUUUGAGGCCGGCAUGAUGAGAAUCCUCGUCGAGUGCGCAGCUCUCAUCAUCUUGUCCCACCUUCUUCACCGAGCAAUCUUCCAUCGCAUUGGCCAACCUGCUGUCAUCUCCCAAAUAUUCGUAUGUUGUCUUUUUUUCAUUCUUCAAUUCUCAAAAAAUCAUAGCUUUACUACUGAUAUUCUGAUCAACAUGGAUUUUAUUUUAAACAGACAGGAAUGAUGAUGGGACCAACAAUGACAUCAAAGAUAAAAAUAUUGCGCGAGUUAUUCGCAUUUGGCAGCAGCAACACCAAACUCAUGGGAUCAAUAGCCAUAACAGGUCGCAUGUUCUUCAUGCUCUUAGUAGGAUUAGAAAUGGACAUCCCCUUCCUCCUCCGCUCCGUCCGCCGCUCCAUCAUCAUCACAACCGGCUCCGCUGUCUCCUGCUUCAUAGCCGCCAUCUCCUCCUCCACCAUCAUCUACCGGGCCACCGGCCCCAACGGCAACCCACUCCUCUUUCUCCUUAUCCUCGCUCUCCUCUACACCAACACCUCCUCCACUAUCGUCAUCCGCAUGUGCACCGAACUAAAGCUCGCCACCUCAGACCUCGGCCGCCUCGCCGUAUCAUCGUCCCUUCUCAACGACAUGGCUUGCCUUCUCGUCCUUGCCGUCGCCACCACGACCAGUCCCGGCCCAUACAACCAAAGAACCCAAACGCAGAAGCUUAUAGGUGGGUUAACAGCGCUUCUAAUGCUGACCAUUUCAGCCUGGGUUUUAAAGCCACUGGUUCGAUGGAUGAACAAACGUAAUGAAGGAAGAAGACACAUCAGACAUUUGGAGAUGGUGGGAUUAUUACUCUUUGUGUUCAUAGUGGCUGUGAUGAUGGAGAUGAUGGGGUAUAACAGUACUAUGGCGUGCUUCAUGUUGGGAUUAGUAAUGCCGAGGGAAGGCUGUACAGUGAGGACGUUGGUGGAUAAGCUUAGUUAUCCGAUUAAUAAGUUUGUUCUUCCGAUAUUUUUUGGAUUUGCGGGGAUUAGUACUGAUAUGAGCAGUAUUAGUGGGGGGAUGAUGGGAGCGGUGGUUGUGAUGGUGGUGCUGAAUAUUGCUGCGAAGGUGGUGGGAACGCUUGCGGCUACAAGGUACCUUGGAAUGGCAGUGUAUGAGGGGAUUGUGCUUGGCUUUCUUCUCAAUAUCAAAGGGCAUGUGGAUCUUGUUCUUGUUUCUUUAGCAAGAGGGGCAGAGGUAAGACUACUCGCUAUUUACUUGUUAUUUAGUUUCCGUGGGAAACUGUCCGCCGAAACCAUCCGGCCAGCGGAUUAUCCGCCGGCGCUAAUGGCAGAAAGUUUCCGCCGGAAAUUCGGGCAGAUAAAACACCGGAAUUCUUUUCAGGAAAACGAUGUCUUGGUUACGAUUUUUCUGCCGAUAUGGGGAGAAGAAGCCCAAAAAGUCCUCCUAGUUACCGUGCUCAUGGCCACCCUCGCCGCUGGCCCCGCCGCCGCCUUCGUCAUCCGCUUAGAACGCAGCUCCCUCCGCUACCGCGGUGCGUACCUGCACCACCAUCCCAUAGGUGCGGAGCUCCGCAUACUCACCUGCAUCCACGGCCCCCGCGACGUGCCCACAAUGCUCAACCUCGUUGAGAUAUGCGGCGGCGGCGCACCGGAAUCCCCCCUGGCAGCCUACCUAAUGCACCUCGUGGAGCUCACCGCCGGCGCCGCCUCCUACGUAUUGUACCACCAGCACGACGUUGAGGAUGACGGCGGGUGGGAGCACGGUGGCGAUGAUGCGCGGAUUAUCACUGCUGCUGCCGACGUGUUCAGUAUUGAGACUGGCAUAGGGCUCCGGCAGGUGACGGUGGUGUCGGCAAUGGAGACGAUGCAGGAGGACGUGUAUAAUGCGACGGUGGAUGUCAGGGCUUCGUUGGUGCUCAUGCCAUUUCAUAAGCACCAGAGGGUAGAUGGAAGGAUGCAGGUAGGGAAGAUUGCAGUGCAACAGUUGAAUGAACGAGUGAUGAAACGAAUACCUUGCACAGUGGGAGUGCUGGUCGACCGAGGCCUCGACGGCAGCGUUGGUGGCCACACCCCAACGAAUGGGCCUAACCCCCACCACCCCAUGCACCAGGUGGCCGUCCUCUUCUUCGGCGGCGCCGACGAUCGCGAGGCCCUCGCCGUCGGAAUGCGACUCGCCCUCCACCCUUCCGUUCUCCUCACAGUCAUCCGCUUCCUCCCAGAAUCAAGGGCCGAACACGAUGCAGGCUUAGAGAUGGCUGCAGCAAAUGACGAUAAGGAAGUUCUCGUUGCCAUCUCUAACCAUGAAAGAGAAAUGGAGGCCGAUGAAGCCUUCAUGGCAACUUUCAUGAGCAGGUCCAUGUCGACUGGGCGGGCAAUGUACGUGGAGAAAUAUGUAAGAAAUGCUGCAGAGACUGUGGCAGUGAUAUGCGCCAUGGAUAACAUGUACUCUUUGUUUAUUGUGGGGAGAGGAAGAGAUAGACUGUCGCCAUUAACUAGAGGGAUGAAUCAGUGGGUGGAAUGUCCAGAGUUGGGGUCAGUAGGAGAUCUAUUGGCUUCCUGUGAUUUUAUGGGGGUUGGUUCAGUUUUAGUAGUUCGACAGUAUAGUAAUCACUUGUCUUGUAAGAAUGAUGAUGGUGAAGAUGAUGAAGAUAUAGACGAGGAGUUUAAGGUGUUCUAGUUCCUUUAGAGGAGUUGGUGGUUCAUUCUCUUUAGUUUCCGAAAUAGAAUAGUUGGUUGGUUUAUAUUUCUGAUUCUUAACGUAAAAUGUACAGUGAAAUAGAAGAAUGGCAUUUCAUGUUGGAAAAGAAAGAUUUUUAUGUCGUUUUGACUGAAUUUGUGGGUCGAAAAUGGACAAACAAUGUAAUGAAUAGGUUAAUGUGCACAUUAUUUAAUGUGAUUUCGCUAUAUUUAAUCACAAGUCUCAUGUUAGUAGUUUGUAAAUGAAUAGGUUAAUGUGCAUAUCAUCAAAGUAAAGUCAAGUAAAAAAAAUAUGAGUUACUCUCUUUUGAAAAGACUGGACUCCCUCAGAUUAAUUACACUUGA
This is a messenger RNA of Dendrobium catenatum, 3442 nucleotides long. RefSeq names its product cation/H(+) antiporter 2-like. The coding region runs from base 630 to 3077 and encodes 815 amino acids. Lineage: Eukaryota; Viridiplantae; Streptophyta; Magnoliopsida; Asparagales; Orchidaceae. Gene Ontology annotation, cellular component: endomembrane system; membrane. Gene Ontology annotation, molecular function: antiporter activity. The transcript has 4 exons. The record is from RefSeq and is a predicted model, not a curated record. Gene Ontology annotation, biological process: proton transmembrane transport; regulation of pH.